This is a messenger RNA of Macadamia integrifolia, 1744 nucleotides long. Its product is annotated as ultraviolet-B receptor UVR8-like. The record is from RefSeq and is a predicted model, not a curated record. NCBI's taxonomy places the organism in Eukaryota, Viridiplantae, Streptophyta, Magnoliopsida, Proteales, Proteaceae.
GUUAGAAAGAAGAGAAGAAAAGGAAUGGGUUUGGUGAAGUGUUUAAAUGAGACGAGGGCGCCGUAACUCACGCCAGAGUCCAGACUGUGGGAGAGGACGGGACGAGAUGAGAAGUCAAACAUUGAAUGCCGACGCUUCCCCACCUCAAUCCAUAUGCCCAGUUCUUCAGGUCAUUUAAGGAGUUCCCAAGAUAACAGAUGCCCAGUUCUGCAGAUGCUCAUCUCUGUUGUGCUCUCAUUUUUAACUCUUUCUGAAGGGAUAUUUGUUACUGGGUCGAUAAUAGAAUAAGAGGAAAGAGAAGGGUUCUCAAUAUAUUUCCAGAAGUGACUCAAGUGAGUGAGUACUAUAGCAGGUAUGGCACAUGAGGAGACAAGUUCAGCUACCGGACCAGCUCGUCGGGUUGUUCUUAUCUCUGCCGGUGCUAGUCACUCUGUUGCUCUUCUCACUGGCUAUGUUGUUUGCUCUUGGGGACGAGGAGAAGAUGGACAGUUAGGCCAUGGAGAUGCUGAAGAUCGACUUUCCCCCACACAAAUGAGUGCAUUAGAUGGCCAUGAAAUUGUCUCAGUUACAUGUGGAGCUGAUCAUACAACUGCAUACUCAGAAGCUCAGAUGCAAGUGUAUAGUUGGGGAUGGGGUGAUUUUGGAAGAUUGGGUCAUGGUAACUCCAGUGACGUGUUUACUCCUCAACCAAUCAAAGCUCUACAUGGUUUGAGGAUAAAGCAAAUUGCUUGUGGGGAUAGCCAUUGCUUGGCAGUCACUAUGGAAGGCGAGGUCCAGAGUUGGGGGAGAAAUCAAAAUGGCCAACUUGGUCUUGGUCAUACUGAGGACUCACUUGUGCCGCAAAAAAUUCAAGCCUUCCAGGGACAGAAAAUGGUUCUGGUUGCAUGUGGAUGGCGGCAUACAAUAUCUGUUUCCUCUUCUGGCGGUAUAUAUACCUAUGGCUGGAGCAAAUAUGGACAGCUAGGACAUGGCAACUUUGAGGAUCACCUUAUUCCUCAACAGUUGGAAGCUCUGCGUGAUAUUUCUCAGAUAUCUGGUGGUUGGCGCCACACCAUGGCAGUGACAUCUGAUGGAAGACUUUAUGGCUGGGGAUGGAAUAAGUUUGGACAGGUUGGUGUUGGUGAUAACGUUGACCACUGCUCUCCAGUGCAAGUGAAAUUUCCACAGGAACAGAAAGUAGUGCAAAUCUCUUGUGGAUGGAGGCACACACUUGCUGUGACAGAAAAAGAGAACGUUUUUUCUUGGGGUAGGGGUACAAAUGGACAACUUGGGCAUGGCGAUUCUAUUGACGGAAAUAUUCCAAAGAUUAUAGAGACUUUGAGUGUUGAUGGAUCUAGUUGUCAACAGAUAGAAUCGUCAAGGGUUGAAUCAUUGUCAGGCAAGACUUGGGUUUCACCAUCAGAGAGAUAUGCAAUUGUUCCGGACGAAACAAUGCAGGGGCUUCCAAUCAAGGGCAGUGUUGCUGAUGUAAAUGUGCCUGAGAGUGAUGGCAAACGAAUGCGAAUCUAAAUCCUCGACUUCCCAGAACGUUCAGAGCCUUUGACUUAACGUGUUUUGAGCUCCCAGCGUUUCAUGAUGCUGUGUAUCUGCUGGAUGGCAAUACUGAUGUUCCACUAUAUCUACAUCACUGUAAAUCCAUAAACCACUACAGAACUGUAUGUUUAUUCCUUGUACUGUUGUAUUUAAAAAGACCUGAGUCAGUUUUCUAAUCUGACUUUUGAGUGCUAUUUCUAGUUUUGUUGCA